AUGGCACCAGAAGUCACUGACAAUCGUACUAAUCAAAUACAUCCAUGUUAUGAAAUAGAUAAGGUCUCUAACACACUGAUACACACCCACUCUGCAAUAUGUGUUUUUUUAAACAUUUUCCUUGGCUCAUUAUGUGUUGUAAUUGUUUGUGGAAACCUUCUUGUAAUAAUCUCCAUCACUUACUUCAAACAGCUCCACACUCCUACAAACUAUCUUAUUCUCUCUCUGGCUGUGGCUGACCUGCUUGUUGGUGUUCUAGUCUUACCUAUCAGCAUGGAAUUCACUGUAAGUUCUUGUCUGUAUUAUGAACCUUUAUUUUGCAAAAUGCAUGUCUACUUUGAUGUAACACUGAGCACAGCUUCCAUUUUGAAUUUAUGUUGUAUUUCUAUUGACAGAUAUUAUGCAGUGUGUCAGCCUCUGACAUAUAGAACUGAGAUAAAUGCUCACAGUGCUGCAGUCAUGAUCCUGGUAACAUGGAGUGUUUCAGUUCUGCUUGCCACUGGCUUUUUAGUUGCAGAAUUAAACCAUGAAAAAUGUGGAGAAAUGUGUUUUAUCGAGGUUCAACUUGCAAAUAUUUUGGGACCUAUUUUCUCAUUUUACCUUCCAAUGAUCAUAAUGCUCUGUAUCUACCUAAAGAUUUUCCUUGUGGCACAGAGUCAGGCUCGCAGCAUCCACAACACAAACUGUCAGAGCACAAAGUCUGGAGCAACUGUCAGUAAGAUGGAGAGAAAGGCCACCAAAACUCUGGCUACUGUUAUGGGAGUUUUUCUGAUGUGUUGGCUUCCUUUCUUCCUCUGUUAUACCUUUCAGCUUUUGAAUCAUGUGUCAGUGCCAGUUGCAGUGUUUGAAAUUCUUAUUUGCCUUGCAAUGUUGAAUUCAAUUCUCAAUCCCUUUAUUUAUGCCUUAUUUUACAGCUGGUUCAGAUCAGCUUUCAGAAUGAUCAUAUCAGGAAAAAUAUUUCAGGGUGAUUUUUCUAACACAAAACUGUCCUGACUUAUUGUUUGGUGUGCUCUAACAGCCUACUGACUUGCAAAUAUUACCAACACUGGCACCACACACAGCUGUGACAGUGUUGAUGUGUUGGAUGAUAUCUG
Molecule: messenger RNA, 1094 nt
Organism: Lates calcarifer (barramundi perch)
Lineage: Eukaryota; Metazoa; Chordata; Actinopteri; Centropomidae
Product: trace amine-associated receptor 1-like
Exons: 1
Coding region: 1-993 (330 amino acids)
Biological process (GO): adenylate cyclase-activating adrenergic receptor signaling pathway
Cellular component (GO): membrane
Molecular function (GO): G protein-coupled receptor activity
Source: RefSeq, a predicted model, not a curated record